AUGGAGUGGGUGAAAAGAAAGAUAAGGUUCUUGAAAAGGAGGAAUGAAAAAUUAUCGCCUUGGUAUAUUGAAAAUGGAGGCAAGCUGUUAGAAGGGCUUAUUGCCUCCUCAAAUGGUAAGUAUAAUAUUCCUUAUCGCGUCUUCACCGUUGAAGAACUUAAUAAAGCAGCAAACUACGAUUUCACCGGUGUAAGCAGUGAUGAUUCCAGAUUGGUUAUGGUGGAUGGAACGGGAUAUUACAUCAGCGGCAUUUUUCAGCAGCGGUCAAUUCUGGUAAAGAAGUUUUAUGGUUACGCUACCGAAGACAAAGGGGCGUCCUAUGCUGUCAACGACAUGGUAAUCACGGUGCUGAUGAACCGCCACAAAAAUGCAUUGAAGGUCUUGGCUUGCUGCUUAGAUUUGGAAAUACCUGCUAUUAUCUAUGAAAUCGGGAUCAGUUAUGGACUUCUGCAUGACCUUCUUUUUAGAAGGAAAGAAGGGAACUUCAAGAAUAAUAUUGGUAGAUCACUCUCUUGGAGUAAUCGACUAAAAAUUGCAACAGAUGUUGCAAAUGUUGUCGUUUAUCUUCAUACUGCAUUUCCCACACCUAUCAUACAUAGAGAUCUAAGCAAACAAAACAUUGUCAUAGACCAUCAUGGUGUUGCUAAGCUUGUGGAUUUCUCACUCUGCAUAGCACUGCCUCCUGGAGAAUCAAAGGUAGAAUUGGAACUAGAUGUUGUUGCUAUAAGGAAAGGAUAUGUUGAUCCCGAGUACAUGACAUCAGGCAUUAUAACGGAGAAGUGUGAUGUCUACGCAUUUGGAAUUAUUCUCCUUGAACUCUUAACUGGUCUUAUGGGCCAGAGGCUUUACCUUGUAGAUGAUCAACCUAUUCUUUUACCGGAGUACGUAAAAAACCAUGUUGACAAGAAUGAGUUGAGUAAAAUAUUCGACCCAACAAUUUUAGGGGAGAGAAGCAAAAUAGAGCAGGAACAACAAUUGCAAGCUUUCUCGAAACUUGCUUUGAGAUGUACUCGUGACAUAGGAGCAGAUAGGCCAGAGAUAAUCGAUGUGGCAAAAGAACUGGUAAGGAUUCAGAGGUCUGUUAAUCCAUUUUAG
Molecule: messenger RNA, 1095 nt
Organism: Fraxinus pennsylvanica
Lineage: Eukaryota; Viridiplantae; Streptophyta; Magnoliopsida; Lamiales; Oleaceae
Source: the annotation of a GenBank genome assembly